UGGGGCGAUCCGCGGCGAACCCUAAGAGACUGUGGCGUUGGCAACGGGAGCGCCGGGCAAGGACGCGGGAUAAAUGCUAAACCCAAGCUCAGACGCACAAAACUGGAGAGCAGUUGGAGGGAACGAGGUCAGACCCUAGAGCUCUGUCCUCGUGGCGUUCGUUGGUUCUUCAAAACCUCCGAGCAGAAAAGGGAGCCAGCGUUUAAGCAGAGGAUCUUGAGAUCCCGAGUCCCUACUUCUCCACGUCCUGUGAAUGUGUGACUCAGUUCACCUAUUUGUAAAGUGGGACAAUUAAUUCCCGCCUCGUGGAUAGAGAAACUCUGAAGCGGAACGAGAAGGCCGCGUGCUCCCAGCGGAGGCUGCCAGCCCCAACCCGGCCGGGAGCAUCUUCCUGCACCGCAGACCGUUUUCUGGGGCGGAGUCUUCGUUCUUUUCCGCACUUGGGAAUUUAGAACGGACCCUUGGCCGCUGGUUCCAGACCGCCUCGGCUGGGGGCGUAUCCGGAAGUGUCCCUACGGAAGCCGGCGGGUCCGCGCGCGGCACCUCACCAUGGGGACCGCGGCGGCUCCGCGGCGCUUCUGCCGCUGCGCCUGCUUCUGCUCCGAGAACUUGUACGUGGCGCGCUACGGCCUGCACGUGCGCUUCCGGAGCGAGCAGCAGCUGCGCCAGGACUACGGCCCCGUCCUGCGCAGCCGAGGCUGUGUCAGCCCCAAGGACUUCCAGCAGCUGUUGGGAGAGCUUGAGAAGGAGGUGGAGCGGCGGCAGCGGCUGGGGCAGGAGUCGGCUGCCAGGAAGGCCCUCAUUGCGAGCUCCUAUCACCCAGCACGGCCCGAUGUCUACAACUCGCUGCAGGAUGUGGCUCUGGCCCCCGAGUUUCUGGCCGCAGUUGAGUACAGCACAUCGCCAGGUGCAGACCUCCAGGGCCUUCUCCAGCGGCUGGAGACAGUUUCGGAGGAGAAGCGUAUCUACCGGCUGCCGGUGUUCACAGCGCCGUUCUGCCAGGCCCUGCUGGAGGAGCUGGAGCACUUCGAGCAGUCGGACAUGCCCAAGGGAAGACCCAACACCAUGAACAACUACGGGGUGCUGCUACACGAGCUGGGCCUGGAUGAGCCACUGGUGACGCCACUGAGGGAGCGCUUCCUGCAGCCGCUGAUGGCCCUGCUGUACCCAGAGUACAGGGGCUGGCUGGACACCCACCGCGCCUUCGUGGUCAAAUACGCUCCAGGCCAGGAUCGCGAGCUGGGCUGCCACUACGAUAACGCCGAGCUCACCCUCAACGUGGCCCUGGGCAAGGCCUUCACGGGGGGCGCCCUCUACUUUGGGGACCUCUUCCAGGCGCCUUCGGCCCUGGCCCACCCCCUGGAGGUGGAGCAUGUGGUGGGCCAGGGCAUCCUGCACCGGGGGGGCCAGCUGCACGGGGCCCGGCCCCUGGGCACUGGUGAGCGCUGGAACCUGGUCGUCUGGCUCCGCGCCUCUGCUGUGCGCAACCGCCUCUGCCCCAUGUGCUGCCGCAAGCCCGACCUGGUGGAUGAUGAGGGCUUCGGCGACGGCUUCACCCGCGAGGAGCCCGCCACGGUGGAUGUGUGUGCACUGACUUGAGCCUGGCUGGGGUCAGUGUGGGGGGGGUGAGGGGCAGAAAUAAACACCCUGCAGCCCUCAGCACAUCUGGUUCAAAAGGACACACAA
Molecule: messenger RNA, 1686 nt
Organism: Balaenoptera ricei (Rice's whale)
Lineage: Eukaryota; Metazoa; Chordata; Mammalia; Artiodactyla; Balaenopteridae
Gene: OGFOD2
Product: 2-oxoglutarate and iron dependent oxygenase domain containing 2
Exons: 7
Coding region: 550-1599 (349 amino acids)
Molecular function (GO): L-ascorbic acid binding; iron ion binding; oxidoreductase activity, acting on paired donors, with incorporation or reduction of molecular oxygen
Source: RefSeq, a predicted model, not a curated record